This is a messenger RNA of Lachancea mirantina, 1476 nucleotides long. Lineage: Eukaryota; Fungi; Ascomycota; Saccharomycetes; Saccharomycetales; Saccharomycetaceae. The record is from the annotation of a GenBank genome assembly.
AUGUCCUAUAACAAUCGCAGUAGGGUACCUUGCAAAUAUUUCCAACAAGGCAAGUGUAACAAAGGCAAUAGCUGUAAAUUUGCCCAUGUUUACACGAACGCUAAUGGUGAUACCAACAACUUGUCAAAUGGGGAGCGCUACCGAUCUUUCAUAAACGCAAAUAGUUUGGUUAAAUUGUCACAGGAGAUAAAAGACGAUAUUGACGCAGCACCAUCAAUGCAGUCAAGACCCUUGAUGUCUUCAUACAGUUUAGCUAAUCCGUGCUCCUCUAAUUUAAUUAGUGGGCGAGAUCUAUCACCCGAAGAAUGUCGUUUCCAAUAUAUGAAGGCCUGUCAAGAAAACCAACUACCUGCAUAUGAGGCUCAGAUGAGAGCUAGGGAUGCAGAUUUGCGAAUGUGUCUUGACGUUAUCAAAAAAGAUCCAAGGAAAGCUGCCCGCUACCUGCAGCUUGCGACUCAGAAAAAAAAGGAGACGGGAAACUCAGGAAUGAAAGACUUUAUUGAGCAGCCAUUGGAUUUGACUGGUGCCGCAUACAAAAACACCGUCAGCACUUUCGGAAUGAACCCCAUAAAUCAAAAUGCUUUCGCUUCCAAUAUUCUUCAGUCUAGUCCUUUUGGAACGCAAAGCAACAGUGCUUUUACCGCCCCCUCGACAUCGAAUCAAAUGUUUGGAAGCUCAGGUUUUGCUUCCAGCGGUACUUCUGCUCCCUCUGCCUCCAUCUCGAAUACGGGUAGCGCAUUUGGUCACCCCCAAUUUGGCGCGUCUCCCUUCGGGACAGGUUUCAGGCAGGCCGCCUCUAACAGCGGCGUGCCACAGACCUUUACUAACUCAGCUUUUGCGGGCUCCACUGGGGCUUUUGGCAAACCGUCUUUUGGAGCGGGCUCAUCGACGGCAAUCUCGCCAUUCGCCAGUGUUGGCUCUACGGCAAACGGUAUAUCAACGAAUUCGCCAUUCGGACAAAGUAACUUUUCUAAGGGCGAUAACCCCUCACCAUUCGGCGCCGUUACACGACCUGCCGAUAAAAGUAAUGCAUCCACCCUUUUCGGUUCGUCGCCAUUCUCGGGAUUGGGUUUGAAGGCGGAAACAAAUACAGAGACGUUCGGUACCUCAACGCAACCCCUUUCUUCUCCUUUCACUCAAAAGCCCAACGCCAGGAGCCCCUUUGGAACUCUCGAUUCAUUUGGGGCCCAAGCAACCACACAGACGGAUGGUUCAACAAACGUUCCUUCACCUUUUAGUACUGCUUCAGCUCCUGCGCAGAACGUUACUUUGGGCUGGCCAACAAAUGGGCAAGCAACUUCUGGUUUUGCUGGUUCGCAGACGACGAAUGCGAUUGAAACUCUCAACCAAGGUAUUUCGCUCAAAAUGCUGGAGGAAAGGGAUCUGCCACCCGAAGUCAUUGCUGAGUUCAGAAACCAAAGGUUUAUUUUAGGGAAGGUCCCUGACGUUCCACCACCUCAGACGCUCAUAACUUAA